Messenger RNA from Diversispora eburnea, 1602 nucleotides. The record is from the annotation of a GenBank genome assembly. Lineage: Eukaryota; Fungi; Glomeromycota; Glomeromycetes; Diversisporales; Diversisporaceae.
AUGAUAUCACAAAAUAAGAUUCAACAUACUAAUUCACCCUGGAUAUUUAAUUCUCUCAAUAGGUUACAAUAUGAAGAACUUUUCGAAAUCAAUCUCCAGAUGCAGGAUGUUCUUGAUAGAGAAUUAUAUAGUUUUUUAUCUGAAAUUUUUAAUUUAUUGUCUGAAGAAAAAUCAUCUGUUAUUAAUACUAUUGACUCUUUAAUAGCAUCUGCAGAAACCAAUAUUACCAGUAUGAAACAGUGUCUUAAUUGCCAUCAAAAAAAUAUCGAGAAUCGAAAACAGACAUGUCCAAAAUGCAAAAUAUGGUUGCUUACAUUAGCAGAAAUUCAAAAAGAAAAAUUAAUUAAUAUUGAGGAUGAAACUGUUGAUCGCUCAAUGAUGCCACUUAUAUUUAAACCUUGUAACUUUAAUCAGGAAUCAAGUGUUAUGCCCUCUUCUCGAAUUAGUCUCACUCAACGACCAGCUGAUCAUAGAGUUAAUAUCCCGGAGAUCUAUAUUCCCGAUCUAAUUAAUUUAAACCCCAACUCAAUUGCAAAUGUCAAAAAGGUUCUACUUCACAUAGAAAAAAUAUCGGGUAUUAAAGAUGGAACGAGAAAAUGGAUAGCUGUAACCUGUGAUGGAGUCCCAUAUCACCAUACUACCAAAAUAAAUAAAAAAUUCCCUUGGUUAAUUCUUAUCCCGGAACAAUUACAUGAGAAGAUGAAUAUGCUUAAAGCAUAUGUAAAGCUGAAUUGGGAAAUCGAUUUAAAGCAAUUUGCGAUUUGCCAAGGUUAUCAGACGGAUAAUCAACUUUCUUUUUUUAAAAAAUGUGUUGAUCACCAUAAGUCUUGGGAUUCAAUUUGCAAUAUAUACCAUCAAGCAAUAGCCAUGGAACUUAUGUGGCCAUAUAUAAAAACUCAUUCUGAUCCUUCAAUUGAAGGAUAUAUUGCCUGGGCUAAAGAGCAGCAAGAUCUACUUUAUCAAAUAAAAUAUGAACAAACGUUUGUUUAUCUUCAAGCAAUUAUUAACUAUCAGAAGGCCAUAAGAACCAAUGAUCCUCUCCUAAAAAAAGCUGCUAAAAGAAUAUUUUCUCCAAUUUGGUUCGCAAGGCGUCAUCCUAUUUAUCGCCUAAUAGAAAUUGCCGAUGAAAUUCAAUUGAUACAGCUAUAUCCAGAAAUACGUGAGACUUUAAUACCUCCUGUUCUACAGUAUCACCAUUGGAAGAUUGCAGCUCGUAAUUCAAAUACAAGAACUUCAUGUCAAAGCCUAGGAAAUGAUGAAUUGAGCGAUCAAUUAAAAAAUUUUACUUAUUUGACAAAACAAGUCCGAAAAAAUUAUAUUGUUGAAAUAUUUAUUAACCAAAACUCAUCUUCUUUCUUUAGGAAAAUUCCGAUUACAAAGCAAGAAGCGGAUAUGCAAGACAUUAAAGAAAACAUGACCAAGGUAGAAAUCUCAUUAAAAAUAGAAACCCUCCUUGAACAACUAUCUGAAACUGCUCGGAAAAAAUAUUCUGGAUUUAGAUUAAAAAAGCGAGAUGAAUUAUUAAGUAUUUUACAGGAAAUAAAGUAUUUAUUUAACUCAAAUAACGAAUUUGAUAAUCAAGAUUCAUUAGAAAAUUCAUAA